Molecule: messenger RNA, 978 nt
Organism: Otolemur garnettii (small-eared galago)
Lineage: Eukaryota; Metazoa; Chordata; Mammalia; Primates; Galagidae
Gene: MMGT1
Product: membrane magnesium transporter 1
Exons: 4
Coding region: 295-690 (131 amino acids)
Cellular component (GO): EMC complex; plasma membrane; Golgi apparatus
Source: RefSeq, a predicted model, not a curated record
CUUCCCCAUUGCUCCCGCUUUUGCCUUCUUCAUUUACGUUAUCCGCCCCUCCCAGAGAGGCCACUUGGCGGAGGCUCGAAGGUUUUAGAGGACCUUUUCCGUGUCGCUCUCCGCUUCUUCCCGGCAUUCCUGUUUCCGCUUUCUCUCGGCCGUCUGGUUUCCACCGCCGCGACUAUUCGCGCUCCGGACUACGCUGACGUCAUCUUUCCGCGCCGCGCGGACACCGGGCGGUGGAAGAAGGAGCCGCUCCGCCGCCCUUCGCUUUUUUUGUUGGUUUGCAGCUCCUUCGGAAUCAUGGCGCCAUCUCUGUGGAAGGGGCUGGUGGGCGUUGGCCUCUUUGCCCUAGCCCACGCCGCCUUUUCUGCUGCUCAGCAUCGUUCUUAUAUGCGAUUAACAGAAAAGGAAGAUGAAUCACUGCCAAUAGAUAUAGUUCUUCAGACACUUCUGGCCUUUGCAGUUACCUGUUAUGGUAUAGUUCAUAUUGCAGGGGAGUUUAAAGACAUGGAUGCCACUUCAGAACUAAAAAAUAAGACAUUUGAUACAUUAAGGAAUCACCCAUCCUUUUAUGUAUUUAAUCAUCGUGGUCGAGUACUGUUCCGGCCUUCAGAUACAUCAAAUUCUUCAAACCAAGAUGCAUUGUCCUCUAACACAUCAUUGAAGUUACGCAAACUCGAAUCACUGCGUCGUUAAGAUUUUUACAAAUUAUAAUAAUAGGACAGGACACAGAGCUGGAAUAUUGGAAUUUGGGGUAUAAAGCACUCCCCCCAUCAGUAUUUAUACUGAUUUUUCAGACCUAAUUAAAAAAACUAUGGCACUUAUUUAUAUACAGUUAAUCAAAUAAUGAGUUUACAUUAUCCAUGAAAUGAAUUUUUGGUAUAUCACAUAGAGAAUUUUUUUUCAUUUAAAUCAAAUUUAUGUCUUUUGUAAAACCCACUGUUUUGAGCACAUUUUCUUAGAAAAUGUUGGUUUUUGUGAUUA